AGUUUUCAGGAGAUAUUUUUAAAAAAGUUUCCCCGCCUCCCGCCAAUCUGCCAUUAACGUUUUUCUUUAAAUUAGAGAGAGCGAGAGAGAGAGAGAGGAGGAGGAGAGAGAAAAUGGAUGAUGUGAAGAAAUGGACGGUAACGUACACGAAACAUGUGAAGCAGAAGAGAAAGGUUUAUCAAGAUGGCAGUCUUCAUCUCCUUUCUAACAAUAAGGUGAUGCUGUAUGAUGAGAGUGAGCAGCUGUUAGACAGUAAGUUCUUGACAAAAGAUGAAGCAGUGAAACCUGGUGAAUCAUUAACAUUUGCUUCAUUUCUUGUCGAUAUUGGUGAUUUUGAUAACAACUGUAAUCCAACCUCCAAUGCGAAUCCCAAGCCUCGUGACAAAACUCAAAUGCCACAAAGAGAGAAAUCAAGACAUACUUUCUCUAGUAUGAAGCCUAAUACAGCAGGAAGAAAGACUUCCCUGGUCUCUGUUAGUCCGUCUCAGAAGAUUAUCAGAGAGUUCAAGAAAAAUGAAGAGCUCAAGUAUGGUGCACACAGUCCGAAAAGUCCAGGAACCUCAUCCUUUAAAGAGUGGGAGGCAUUGUAUACAACACAACUUACACAAAAGGCCAAGAAGUAUCAUGAUGGCUUCAUACGCAUGAUCUAUUGCGGCUCCCAGGGGAGGCAGAUUAUGCUGUAUGACUCCAGCAAAAAUCAAAUAGCUAAGAGGUUCAUGAAGAAAGAUGAAGUUAUCGAUACUGGUGGAUCAUUGACAUUUGAUUCUCAUUUGGUUGAUAUCGGAGAUCCUAUGGGAACCAACGGAGAUGAUGCAGAUGUGAAGAUACAAGAAAGAAACAGUAAUGCUACUGAAAAAUCAGAGAUACUUACUGGUCGCCUAUGUCAAAAGUCGUUUAGUGAUGCAAAAAGAAGCAAAAAAUCUACACUGCUGGAUCAUGUUGGUUCUGGCAAUUCCGGUGUGAUAGGAAAACGCCGAGAUGAUGCUUGUUCCACCAAACGUGUUAACUCUGAUUCAGGAAGCUUUGGAUUUGAUAAGAUCAACCAAAAGAAGAAUUUUGCUUCAUCUUCCUCUUUACGUGAUGCCAAUCAAAUCUUAUCAAUUUUGAGGAAACCUAUUACUCAAGACACCAUUUCCGCUGUUGAAGAAGCUCCUAUGCAGCAAUGCCCUCCCACCUCUUCAGAGCCGGUUCAGAUACAUGCUGAUAGUCAGGCAUUUGACAGUUCACUUCAAGUUGAUCAGUGCCCAGUAAUAAAGGCAGUGGAGAAGCAUAACAAUGAGAAGGCUGUAGAUGGAGGGCAGAGUAGUACAUUCUCCGAAGGAAAUUGUAGUUAUCUGGAAAGGCUCUGUACACAAGGGAUUGAGAUACUAAGAUCCAAUGAAUUUGAGUCUCCUCCAAAAAGCCAACCUAUAGUUGGAUCAAGUGUUGAUCAUGGAAGACCAAUUGUCAUUCAGUCUUCCAAGAGAGUAGAAUCCAUAGACAAUCGUUCAGUUGUGGACAGUGAAACUACAAUUCAUCUUCAGCCUUCUACUACAAAACUGCCAGAGACAGACCCAGAAAACAAAGAAAAAACAGCUUCCACCAAAGAUAUGUCAAAAAGGUUUGGUAGUCUGAUGAGGAUGAAGACGAAAAAAUCUGUGAAGAAUGAGAAGUUAAAUAUUAAGAUGGAGUGCCCUAGUUUUGAUCUGGGAAUUUAACGCGAGUUCAAUGAGUGAUUUAGAUGGCCAGAGAUAACUUACCAUUAGCAAUUAGCAGUUAGCAGUUUAGCACUGGUUUUUUAGCUAUUUGCUUUAAUGAUCUUUACAACUGAUCGUCAUGUGUAUAUGAAAGUCUUCGGGGAGA
Molecule: messenger RNA, 1842 nt
Organism: Spinacia oleracea (spinach)
Lineage: Eukaryota; Viridiplantae; Streptophyta; Magnoliopsida; Caryophyllales; Amaranthaceae
Exons: 11
Coding region: 114-1697 (527 amino acids)
Biological process (GO): double-strand break repair
Cellular component (GO): site of double-strand break; nucleus
Source: RefSeq, a predicted model, not a curated record